Molecule: messenger RNA, 1605 nt
Organism: Arthroderma uncinatum
Lineage: Eukaryota; Fungi; Ascomycota; Eurotiomycetes; Onygenales; Arthrodermataceae
Product: azole resistance protein 1
Exons: 6
Coding region: 1-1605 (534 amino acids)
Biological process (GO): transmembrane transport
Molecular function (GO): transmembrane transporter activity
Source: RefSeq, a predicted model, not a curated record
AUGAAGUCAGAGAUCAAGCCCUCGCAAGAGGUGCAUCCUGCCCAAAUCGAACAAUCCACAGAAACGCAAGAUGAUAACAGCAUUCGGAACGAAGGUGUUUUUUCAGAAUCUAGUGACCUGAAUUAUCCCCAUGGAAUAAAACUUGCCGUCAUUAUUAGCUCCCUUGCUAUUUCGGUUUUCUUAGUGGCUUUGGAUGAAACCAUAAUUACAACUGCAAUCCCAAAAAUCACAAAUGACUUCCGCUCAAUCCAAGAUAUUGGGUGGUAUGGAUCUGCAUACUUCAUGCCUUUCGCGGCCUUCCAGCUUAUAUUCGGGAAAUUAUUCUCGUUUUAUCCCAUCAAAUAUGUCUUCCUGGCCUCGAUUUUCAUUUUUGAAGUUGGAUCCUUGAUUUGCGGAACAGCUCCAACAUCAAGCGUUUUCAUCCUCGGUCGCGCUAUUGCAGGGCUGGGUAGCGCUGGUAUAAAUGCUGGUUUCAUCAUUCAGAAUUUUAGCAAGUUCACUUCCACUCGCAAGGAGGCCAAUAUUUCGCCUCUCCUAGGUGGAGCUUUCACUACAAAAUUGACCUGGCGUUGGUGUUUCUAUAUAAACCUACCGAUCGGUGGGAUUGCCUUGCUGUCCAUGGCCGUACUGUUCCAUCCUCCCAAAGCCGAAAGGCAACCCAGCACCUGGCGUGAAAAGAUUGGCCAGAUGGACCUUCUCGGCACAGCAGUACUGGUUCCCGGUAUCUUUUGUCUACUGCUCGCCCUUCAACUUGGAGGCUCCGUAUACGAAUGGAAUACUGCGAAGCCGAUCGCGUUGGUCAUUAUAGCUGCUGCGUCUGGGCUGGUGUUUGUCUUAAUUCAGUGCCAGAAGCAGGAUAGUGCUACUUUGCCUCCUCGAAUUAUAAAGCAGCGCAGCGUUGCAUGCAGUGCCUGUUAUGUCUUCCAUGCUGGUGGUGCGCUUAGCAUCUUUCACUAUUUUUUGCCGAUAUGGUUUCAAGCUAUCCAGGGCAUCACAGCAUUUGAUUCUGGCACCCGUAUCCUCCCGACUACUGUGAACACUGUUAUCUUCUCAGUUAUUGCUGGAAUUGCUGUCGCCAAAUGGGGCUAUUACACUCCUCUUAUGAUUCAGGGAGCCAGUCUCCUAACCGUCGGGGGCUCUCUAAUGACCUCUUUGGAGGUCUCGGCGUCUGCUGGAGAAUGGAUAGGUUAUCAGAUCAUCGUCAGUGCCGGUGCCGGGCUUGGUAUCCAACAAGCUCACACAGCGGCUCAGACAGUCCUUCCAUCUGCUGACGUACCUACCGGCGCCGUCGUUAUCAUCUUCGCACAGAUCCUUGGUAGUACUGUGUGGUUGUCCGUGGCACAGCAGGUUAUGACGUCGCAGUUGCGUCGAGGUCUCAGUGCAAUAUCAGGCUUAGAUCCUAACCUCGUGUUUGACAACGGAGCAACAGGAUUCCGGACGAUAGUUGAACCAAAGUUUAUUGGUGGUGUGUUACACGCAUACAAUGCUGCAUUAACAAGGACCUUUUUGUUUGCUGUUGCAUUGGCUGCUGUAGCGUUGGUCUCUGCAGUGGCAGUGGAGUUUAGAUCAGUUAAGAAAGUGUCAAGCUCUAUCAAGCAACGCUAA